Molecule: messenger RNA, 6185 nt
Organism: Limanda limanda (common dab)
Lineage: Eukaryota; Metazoa; Chordata; Actinopteri; Pleuronectiformes; Pleuronectidae
Gene: tubgcp6
Product: tubulin gamma complex component 6
Exons: 26
Coding region: 58-5715 (1885 amino acids)
Biological process (GO): microtubule nucleation; mitotic cell cycle; spindle assembly
Cellular component (GO): equatorial microtubule organizing center; spindle pole; centrosome
Molecular function (GO): gamma-tubulin binding; microtubule minus-end binding
Source: RefSeq, a predicted model, not a curated record
UCACCUGAACCAACUGAUAACCAACCAAACCAAGAAGGCUGAGGCAUCAGUGGCACCAUGUACUCGAGCCCCAAUCACCCCAUGAAGCCCAGUUGCACCAGCAGCAGCAUCACUGAGCUGCUGGGCACCCUGUGUGACUGCAGCCUGUCUGGAGUGUCAUGGAAGCGUCGAGCCCUGGGUGGAGUCUCAAAGGAAGGAUUCCGGAGGGCUCUCAAGAGGCGUGCUUACGAUGCCCUGCUCUCCAAGCUGUUUCUGGAUGCCAGUAAAGUUUCCUCCUCGGGACCGAGUGCCACCGCUAAUACGCCGCCCAGAAACAAAGUCCUGAUGAUAUGCUUUGACUUGCGGGUGGCAGGGUGCAGAGAGGAAGCAGAGAGGUUGGAGGACCAGCUCGGGAAGCUGCCGGAGGAAGCGUCCUCUGGCCUGAAGGAAAUAGACGCAGUUCUUGAGCUCCUUGUGCACCUGGCUGGUUCUGCACCUCCACCCUCGACCUCUUUUAACAGGGACUACAUGAGACGAGAGCGGCCCGUGCUGCGGAGGCCUGAACCCUGGGGCUACCAGAGCGAAGAGCUCCAGCGGCUGGAGGCCAGGUCGUGGGGGCUGGUGUGCGGGGAGGAAUGGGGGACUUUGGAGAGUUUGGGUGAAACUCAGGGGUUGAUGGAUGCCCCUCCAGGUACAGGGCUGCUAGCUCUGAGGACCAAAUUGGAAGUGGAAGAAAAAUUUGAGAAGGACACCAGGAUGACACUGUUCGGAGCACUGCAGCACACUCGCACUUCAGACAUAGAUAUCAGACUGGACCUGCCUCCUGUUCCAAGUAAUAUUGAUGUGACCGGGCUGGCUAUCAGGGUCCCCCCCUGUUUAGAUCAGUCUGAGGAUGAGGGCUUCCAGUCGUCGUCCAACCUGACCCCAGACUCUCAGUCAGAGCCCAGCCCUGUUCCAGACAUUGAUAUAUGGGAGGCUGCCCGCACCUUUGAGCCCGGAAGACGCCGCUGUUGGGAGUCUGUGGGACGCCCACCAGGGAAAAGCGAGUCUCUGUAUCUCACUGAGGGAGGCAGGGAGGCCUUUGACCAGCUCUAUCGUCUCUGGGAGGGCGAGAUGAGGGUGGUGAGCACUGAGACCCUCUCCCCUGUCCUCCCGCUGGACUCUCAGACACAACUGGUCUCCAACCUCCUCAACGUCCUGAUCGGAGUGGCGUCCACAACCUUCCCUCUUAACCAGAGUAUUCAGUUUGACGUCAGGCCUGGAGUGUGCAUCUCGGGAGCCUCUCCAGAGAGCGUGGCUCGUCUCUUGAGGGAGGUGGCCCAGUACGGCACCAACUACUUGAGGCUGAGUAACUUUUCUCUGAAGAGUGCCGACAAGAAGGGCCUAGUCUUCCAGGCUUUUACAGGAGGUCUCAGGAAGUAUCUGCAUUACUACAGAGCUUGUGUUCUCAGCACUUCACCCACCCUCAGCCUGUUGACCAUCAGCUUCCUCUUUCGUAAAGUUGGUCGCCAACUCAGGUACCUGUCAGAGCUGUGCUGUGUUGACGGGCCUUUUGGUGUGGGCCAGGCUACCUUCCCUGCAGGUGUUAAACUGCUGUCCUACCUGUACAAUGAAGCACAGCAUAACUGCAGCAACGAGAACUAUCCGGUCCUGCUGUCGCUGCUGAAGAGCUGCUGUGAACCCUACACAAGGUUUGUGUAUGACUGGGUGUAUAGUGGCGUGUUCCGGGAUGUUCAUGGCGAGUUCAUGAUCCAGGUCAAUGAGGAGUACCUCAGCUCCAGAGACAAAAACUUCUGGAUCCAAGGCUACACUCUGAUCUCUAAGGAUGUGGAGGAUUGUGUUCCCAUCUUCCUCAAACACAUCGCCAAUGAUGUGUACGUCUGCGGAAAAACCAUCAACCUCCUGAAGAUCUGCUGCCCACAGCACUACAUCUGCUGGUCGGAGCUGCCGGUGCCUCGUAUUGCUGUCACCUUCUCCCUUCAGGAGGUGGAGGAGAUCGAGAAGGACUGUGCUGUGUACCGCGGACGCAUGGAGAGGAUUGCCAAGCAUAGCGCCAUCAGCAGGGAGGAGCAGGCCCUGCGUACAGAGCAGGCACGCCAAGAGCUGAUCAAUCAGGUCAGAGCGUCAACAGCCAAAACUCUGGAAAGCAUCCGUGGACGUCAGGUGUCACAACGUCUGGCUGAAGAGGCCAAGAAGAGGGAGCGUUUUGAGGGGUUUAAGCAGCAUCUGGACCAAGAGCAAGAGUGGCGGAGUGCAGCCAAGAAGAAGCAGGAGGAGGAUGAUUUCAGCUUUGCCAGAGAGCUGAGAGACAGAGAGAAGAGACUACAAGCCCUGGAGGAGCAACUGGAGCAGACAGCCAGGAAGGAGCUGAUUGCUCAGUACAGCCAUCUGUCAGAGGAAGCUGCCCGCAGAGAGAGACGAGCCUUGUGGAGGGUGCAGCGAAUGAGACUUGACGAAGCACGAGCUCAGUUCUUAAUUCACGACAGAGAGCACACUGAGGCAUUAGUAGAGAAAUAUCCUUUAGGACAGGUGGGACCUCCUGUGGAAUUUCUGCCUCCUAUUUCCUCAACAGCACAGUCUGAACAACAACAGGUGCCAGAGCAGCAGCGUGAAGAGACCCAGGAAUCUGACGCUUUACCAUCACCCCCACCCGACCCAUCAUCAUCACCCAUCAUCCGCCUCACAGCAGAACCUGCGCUCAUCUCUGAAGCGAUCGAUAUCAAGGAUUUCCUCCCCAAAUUACCUAAUCCUGACAGUCAGCAAGUGGACGUGGCCCUACAGGAGAUCGGCUCUGACCUAUCUGAAGUGUGCCCAACAGCACAACUAGUUGACUAUGACUUCAGUGCCCCCUUUAGUCCACUCGAGGGUAUCGCUGGCCAAGCCUCAGUUCAGCCCCGGCCUCGCUGGGGACCCGCAGUCCAGCCUGACUUGAUCCAAAACCAUCCGUCUUUCUCUCACAUCCCCAUCGGUGAGAAUAUGUCCCAAGUCAUGGAGAAUGUCCCCAAAGCCCCCUUCACCACACCCUCCAGCACCCAUGGACACUCCUCUGACGCCAACAUAGAGGUCGGGCCGUUUGUAUCUGAGGUCACUGCUCCUCUAUCGUUUCCCAACAUCCACGGUCAUGCCUCAGACGCCCACAUUCAGAUUCAAGGACAUGUUUCAGGUGUCGAUGACAAGAAGGAUGAAUUUGUCCUCACGGCAGAACAGGACACUAAGAUGGAGAUUUUAGAAAUGAAAGUAGCUGAAAAAGAAGAUGAACGAAAAACUACUGAGCCUAUGAAAGAAGAUGGUGUGAUAGUUACUGCCCCCUUCACCACACCAGGGCAAGGCAGUGGUGACCACAAAGUUGUGACAAGUGUUUCUGACUUGAGACGGGGGAAAUCCCUUGAGAAAAACACUCAAGACCAAAUCUCAGAUGUUCAUAACAAAGGCGAUGAAAAUUUUUCUUUGACUAACGUUCACACUCAUGUCUCCAGAGAGCUGGCUGCAGAUGUUGUUCCAGCCCAGCCAUCAUCCAGCACCCAUGGACACUCCUCUGACGCAAACAUAAAGGUCGGGCAGUUUGUAUCCGAGGUCACUGCUCCUCUAUCGUUUCCCAACAUCCACGGCCAUGCCUCAGACUGCCACAUUCAGAUUCAAGGACAUGUUUCAGGUGUCGAUGGUCCUCCACCUUCCCCCAGCGUUCAUGGUCACUCUUCUGAUUCUCACUUUAAAGCUGGGGAAAAUGUCUCAGACUUUGUGGCUGUUUUUCCUACUUCCAAUGUCCACGGCCAUGCCUCGGAUACCCACUUCAACGUUGGGGAGAUGGUUUCUAACAUAGUUGCCCCUCUGUCCACCCCUAAUGUUCAUGGUCACAGCUCAGAUGCUCAUAUCAAAGUUGGGGAGAAUGUUUCUGAAUUUGUUGCACUGUUCCCUACUGCAAGUAUCCACGGUCACUCUUCUGAUGCAAAUAUGAAAGUGGGCGAGUUUGUAUCCAACGUAUCUGAAACAAUACCUCGUUUUAGUAAACACGGGCAUGCCUCAGACUGCACACUCCAGCCAGGCUGCCAUGUGUCAGGGGACAACCCUACCUUGUCCCUUUUACCCGGCAGUUCUUAUGGUCACUCCUCAGACUCGACGUUAGGUGUAGGAUGUGUAGUUUCAGGAGAAGAACCAAAAUGUCCUCCAAUGCCUGGCAGUGCCCACGGUCAUUCCUCAGACUCCAAUCUAGGUGCCGGAUGUGUUGUGUCCAAAGCUGGACCCCUUCCAUCGCCACUGCCUGGCAGCGCUUACGGCCACUCCUCUGAUUCGUCGCUGGGUAUAGGUUGUGCGGUGCUGGGGACUCAGCUGCAACCCUCUGCACUACCAGGCAGUGUUUAUGGCCACUCGUCAGAUUCUUCACUUGGUGUUGGAUGUGUAGUGAAGAGCAAUCAGCAGAAACCAGAAAACAAUGAAGGUCCUGAGUCGGAGAGUCAUGGUGAGCAGCUGGUGGAGGGCAUGGGGUCCUGGGCAGCAGGCUCUGGUUUGUCCCCAAGAGAACAGUCUGAGCGGGAAUACCUCUUAGCUCUGUCUGCUCAGUACCAAGUGGACCUCUAUGACGACUGCUACAACCUAAUGGCUUCCUCACCCGAGUGUCAGCUGCUGAAGCAGGUAACCCGGGGCCCCUGGGGCCUUCAUACGGAUCCCACUCUCCGCAGAGCGACAGACACCACUGCAGUCCAGCUCAGCGAGAUGGUGUCCCUGCCGGUUCUGAUAAAACACUCUGUCACGACCCCACUCAUCACACAUGUGUCUUUGGUGAACAAGGCGGUGGUGGACUUCUUCUUUGUGGAGUUGGGAGUUGAAAGACACUUUGAAGCACUGCGCCAUUUCCUGCUGAUGGAGGACGGCGAGUUUGCCCAGUCCCUCAGUGAUCUGCUCUUUGAAAAGCUGGGCAAUCGGCAGACUCCCGGCGAGCUGCUGACCCCCUUGGUCCUGAACUCCAUCCUCAGCAAGGCCCUGCAGUACAGCUUGCACGGCGACACCCCCUUGGCCGCCAACUUCACCUUCGCCCUUCGCUUCUUCCCGGAGACAUUUCACCCGCACGCCCCUGACUCCCUCAACUGCCUGGAGCUGCGCUACAAGGUGGACUGGCCGUUGAACAUCAUCAUCACGGACAGCUGCAUGAACAAAUACAACCGCCUGUUCUCGUUCCUGCUGCAGCUCAAACACAUGGUGUGGAGCCUCCGUGAUGUCUGGUUCCACCUGAAGAGAACAGCGCUGGUGAAAGGUGCGGGUCGCUCGGUGCAGUUCCAUCAGCUGCAGCUCUACAGACAUGAGAUGCAGCAUUUCGUCAAGGUGAUCCAGGGAUACAUUGCCAACCAGAUCCUGCAGGUGUCGUGGAGCGAGUUCACAGCCAAGCUGGCCACUGCCAGCGACCUGGAUGCCAUCCACCGCACACAUGCAGACUACCUGAACAGAGCCAUCUUCAGGGGUUUGCUGACAGAGAAGGCAGCUCCGGUCAUGAACAUCAUCCACAGCAUCUUCAGCCUGAUCCUCAAGUUCCGGGCCCAGCUGAUCGCCCAGCCGUGGGACAGCCAGCACGGCGAGGCGGUGCACCCCAGCUUCAUCGCCAUGCAGCAGUCGUACAACACCUUCAAGUAUUACUCUCACUUCCUCUUCAAAGUGGUGACCAAGCUGGUUAACCGAGGCUACCAGCCUCAUCUGGAGGAUUUCCUCCUUCGCAUCAACUUCAACAACUACUACAAAGACUCAUGAGCUGUGUGCCGGUUUGUUUCUAAGUUUGACAUGAGCUUAAAGUUUCACAGACAUGUUUGUUAGAUACCUAACCAAAGCAGCAGUGUACUGUCCAACGUACUUGUUUAUAUUCUUAGUAUCUUAUCUCAGAUCAGAUCAUUAGAUGUAUAUUUUAAACAAAGUUAUUCUGGCGUUCACGUCAGUGCACAGAAUACAUUAAAACCCCACCUGGACUUUACACUGAGAAAGGGUUUGACAUUGAAACCACAUUAGGCAAUCACCCCACAUCAACGUGCAGGAUGUGAACUACAGGCCUGCUGCUUGAUUAAUUAGUCUGCUUCUGAAAUGUGUAUGCUGCCAAAGUUUGUAAUUGUGAUGAAGCUAAUGCCUGUAAUGAAAUGUAAUGCCUCCCGUGCUCAGGUGAAACUCCAGCUGUGUAGGUUUUAAGUGCAUAAGUCUUGAAUGGAAAUGAUAUGUAAAUACUUAAGGAA